GUGAAGAACGGGAAGAAUUAUAAUUGUAAAGUAUCGAUUUUAUUGGUAAAUUGUUUGCUUUAGCGGUGGUGGAUUAAUCGUUAAAAAUAGACAAUAUCAUCAAGUUCUGUUAGCAGCAGUCAGGAAAAAAAAGCACUUAUAUCUUCUUGCCUCUUGCGGUUGCGAAGAGAAAAGUGUUUCUUGUGCUCAACAUUGCAAAGACGACAGAGUGGUCAGAGAAAUGGACGAAGGUUUGAUAGGUGAAUCAUUUCUCAAUAUAUCUGAGGAAGGGUUCAUGACCACGGAUCAAACGUUCACAUCUGAAGCGCCAAGAGUCAGAAAUCUAACUGGUGAUGACUACACACCAUAUCCAGACCGACCAGAAACCUACAUCGUACCUGUAGUAUUUUCAAUUAUUUUUGUCGUUGGUGUUCUGGGUAAUGGAACCCUGGUUGUGGUGUUCAUAAGGCACCGAGCAAUGAGAAACAUUCCAAACACCUACAUCUUCUCCCUGGCACUUGCUGACCUUCUCGUGAUUCUCAUCUGCGUCCCACUCACAUCAAUCAUCUAUACCAUCGAAUAUUGGCCUUGGGGUGAGACUUUGUGUCGCAUUUCAGAAUUUGCCAAAGAUGUAUCCAUUGGGGUGUCAGUCUUCACACUGACUGCACUCUCAGGUGAAAGAUAUUGUGCCAUCGUCAAUCCAUUGAGGAAGCUUCAGACCAAACCACUGACUGUUUUCACUGCUGUUAUGAUUUGGAUUAUUGCAAUUGUCGUCGCCCUUCCCGUUGUUAUUAGGUCAACAGUUGUGGAAAGGGCUGUCUCCCCGAAUAAAACUAUAUCGAUUUGUGAUCCAUUUGGACCAGAAGAAGACGACUUUAAACACACUUAUAGAAGAUAUGCUGUAAUUGGAAAAGCUGUGACCUACUACUUCCUUCCGUUGACGAUUAUUGGUAUUCUGUAUGCACUAAUGGCUAGACGUCUCCAUUUGAGUGCUCGAGAAAUGCCUGCUCAGAGCCGUUCUCAAGCACGAGCUAGAAGACAUGUGGCAAGAAUGGUGGUGACUUUUGUUAUUGUAUUUAUCGUCUGUUUCCUCCCACAUCAUAUCUUUCAAAUGUGGUUUCACUUGUAUCCCAAUGCCGAGGAUGAAUAUGAUGAAGUAUGGCAUGUUUUCAGGAUAGUUGGAUUCUGUUUUAGCUUCCUCAAUUCUUGUGCGAAUCCAGUUGCACUGUACUGUGUCUCCGGUGUCUUCCGCCAGUACUACCAUCGAUACCUUUGUUGCCGUGAAUCUCCAUCCUCCCACCGGUCCGGCCACUCGACAGCCACAGGAGUCUGCGACACGAGCUUCACCUCAACGGUGCGUCGUGGUACAACAACCCAGAUCCCACCAGUCACCGGUGCACCGUGUUCCAAGAUCCCCACGAGUGCCAGCAAUCACUGGUAUGGAAAUGGCAAUGAGUGUCCCCCAUCGCCUCAGUGUGUCCGCUCCAAGUCGUUGGGGAAGAGGUGAAAGCCACCACCUCAGGACAUUGUUGGCGGGAAGUCAGACAAGAGUGUUUUCCUCUAAUUUCCACAUCUCACAAUUCCAUCCUCCUGCGUAUCUCACCUAGUGGGACACCUUUUUGUGCGACCAUUCCUAUCUCUCGCUGUGUACACUUAUAAAUAUUUCUAGAUAUAGCAGCAUUGCUCAUUCAGGUGUUUGUUAAACACCCACGUGGAGGGAUUUACUUAUAUUUCAGAAGGACAUCGCAAUUCCAGGAAAAUAUGGUGCAAAAUGUUCAUAUUCCAUCUAAACUGUAAGUGUUACUAUCAAUAUUUCAAUUUUUUUUUAUUCCAAUGGACCUUAUUCCCUUACUUGGGAAAAUAUAUUAAUUCGAACAAUUUUAGGUUAUGUUAUGGAAAAUUCUUAU
Messenger RNA from Phlebotomus papatasi, 1886 nucleotides. Its product is annotated as neuropeptide CCHamide-2 receptor-like. The coding region runs from base 221 to 1486 and encodes 421 amino acids. NCBI's taxonomy places the organism in Eukaryota, Metazoa, Arthropoda, Insecta, Diptera, Psychodidae. Gene Ontology annotation, cellular component: membrane. Gene Ontology annotation, molecular function: G protein-coupled receptor activity. Gene Ontology annotation, biological process: G protein-coupled receptor signaling pathway. The transcript has 7 exons. The record is from RefSeq and is a predicted model, not a curated record.